AUGUGGAGGACAAAAGCCUUGGAAGGCCAGUGUGAAGGACGCUAUGAGGGGAAAGAAGAAGAAAAACGAGUAGAGGGAAGGAGGAAGAAACAGGAGAAAAAGAAAAAUGAAAAGAAGAGCAGAUGGAGGAAGAAGUUAAGGAUGUAUGAUGGGGAGAAAAAGAGGAGGGAGAGGUGGGAGAAUGCGGAAAGAGAAAGGAAAGGAACAGGUACAGAGGAGGGUGAAGAAAGAGAAGAGAACAAUAAAAAGCAGGGGGAGAGAGAAAGAGCAGGAUGGGCAGUAAAGAAUAGAGGAGAAAAAGGUGGAACGGGAAGAAAGAAGGAAGACCAAGAGGGAGGAAGCAGGAGAAGCAGGAUAAGAAAACGGAUAAAAGGGGGCCAUGAGAAAAAAGAAAAAUAA
Zophobas morio is the source of this 399-nucleotide messenger RNA. RefSeq lists its product as uncharacterized. The coding region runs from base 1 to 399 and encodes 132 amino acids. The record is from RefSeq and is a predicted model, not a curated record. Lineage: Eukaryota; Metazoa; Arthropoda; Insecta; Coleoptera; Tenebrionidae. The transcript is spliced from 2 exons.